Molecule: messenger RNA, 1179 nt
Organism: Cylindrotheca closterium
Lineage: Eukaryota; Bacillariophyta; Bacillariophyceae; Bacillariales; Bacillariaceae
Source: the annotation of a GenBank genome assembly
AUGCCUCUUAAAGGUACUGCUGAUCCCUGCGCGGAGAGGUUGCCAGAUGCGGGUUCGAAGAAGAAACGCGAAGCUUCCAAGACAGCUGCCUACUUGGAUCUCGCCAAGGCCAAGCUUUCUGCUUUGGUCGUGACAACUACAGCGGCUGGCUUUGUAGCAGCAGGUGGACCGCUCAGUGAACAAGCAGCGCUCGCCGGGUGUUGCAUCGUGGGCACAGCACUAUGUUCAUCCUCGGCAGCUGCAAUGAAUCAAAUAUUUGAAAUUGAUCGUGAUUCCAAAAUGAAACGAACCCAGAAACGUCCUUUGGUGGUAAAUACUCUUAGUGUUCAAGAGGCCAAAACGGCGGCUGCGGUUUGGGGUAUUUCGGGAACUUCUAUCCUUGCUUUUGGAACUGAUCCAGUAACAGCCUCUUUGGGUUUGGCGAAUAUUGGUCUGUAUGCUGGACUUUAUACCUACAUGAAACCGAGAUCAAUCUACAACACCUGGGUUGGGGCAGUAGUUGGAGCGAUACCACCCGUAAUGGGCUGGACAGCUGCUACUGGUGGCUCUCUGCUGGAUUUGGAUGCCAUGAUUCUUGGUACUACUCUAUACUUGUGGCAGAUGCCACAUUUUUUUGCUCUCAGCUACAUGCACCGAGUCGAUUACAAGCGAGGUGGAUUUGCCAUGCUUCCUGUGCUGGAAUCAGAUGGUGAACGAACGUCUCAAGUUAUUCUUCGCUACGCUGCCUACCUCUCGACGGUCCCAUUGAUUGCCACAGCCUGCGAUGUUACCAGCAGCAUGUUUGCUUUGGAAGGGAUUGCAUUGAACUCGUAUGCUCUCUAUGUUGCCAACAACUUCAGACAAGAGCGUACCAAUGCAAACGCAAGGAAGGUGUUCUUGACGUCGCUCUGGUAUCUUCCUACUUGGCUCGUCCUGUUCUUGAUCCAUUCCAAGGUGUGGGACGAAGAAAAAGACCGUGACGUUGUCCGAGACAAACUUUCAGCUGCCAUUCAUGCAGUCCGUGAACAAGGAAAGCAGGCAUGUAUCCACGAGCAUGUAGUUGCCAAUAACUCUUCCGCGUCGGGAGAGGAGGCGUGCCCAGUCACUCUUUCUAAGAAUAUUACUAAGGGUGUGAUUGCUGGUGCCGCAACUUCCACUGUCCAGACUGUUCAAGGAGCGGGCUCCAAGAAGGAAAUGUAG